GUAGGCAGAAACGCCGGAGACAAAGAGGCAGACGAAGAGGGGCUCCCCUACGGCCAGGUCCACAGUCAGAGGACGAAUUUGGCCUCGCCCCAGCACAGCUGUCUGUCAAGAUCGGACCCUUCCUUUAGAGCAGACAGGACCACGUUUCAGAUGUUCGUGCCACCUCGGCAGAGGGAAAACACCAGAAAGGGUUUCAAUCCAAGUCUGGAUCACAGAAGGAGCUGGAUGUGGCUGAGUAUGCAGAUUGGAGACAAAACCAACAGCAGAGAAGGAUUGGCACAGCAGAGAAGAAAUCACACCGUAUCGGUCCACUCAGUGACUCUAGUAUGCCAUGUUUGUGUUUAUCUUGCAGUCUGCCUCAUGGUCUGGAUACUAAGAAUCACUUGACGAUUAGUUUGUCACCAUAAUGACCUCUAAAAACAGAACCAAUGACAUCAUUAAAAAACUUAAAGCUAGCAAAAAACAUCUCCUGGAGGAGAUAAACGAAAAGCGUGACUCCAACUGCUUUGUGGAAAGAAGCAAUCAAGUCAGUUUAUUGAGAGUUCAAAAGAGGCAUUUCAGUGGUGCCUACCAGUCCUUUACUCACACCCAAAUCAAAGAACCCGUUCCUGACAGUGGCAGGAGCUCCUGGGUCACACUGAGUCUCCUUGUUCACACCGAGAAAAAGCACUUUCCUGCAAAAAAUAAUGCCAUAUUUGGAUAAAGUGCAUCUCCAGAGACACACAGAAAUACAACCUCUUUGAUCCUUC
Molecule: messenger RNA, 749 nt
Organism: Leopardus geoffroyi (Geoffroy's cat)
Lineage: Eukaryota; Metazoa; Chordata; Mammalia; Carnivora; Felidae
Gene: SPATA45
Product: spermatogenesis associated 45
Exons: 4
Coding region: 407-703 (98 amino acids)
Source: RefSeq, a predicted model, not a curated record